UGAGCGGAUGAAAACAAAUAGCGACGAUGGCGACGGCAGGCGAGCCGAAGAGGCCGCGGUCGUGAGGGAAAGAGGGAGGUUUUCCCUAGGGUGCCCGCCGCCCCAAGGCAUUCUGGGGUUGAGCUCUAGACUCAAACCCAUCGGAGGCCCCUGAAGUCGCUCGGCCUCUUCUUGCCUGACUCGAGACUAAGACCGGGGCCCUCCAUCAAGGCCUGGGAUUCCUGCUUCCUAGCUGCUGAGAAGGAGGCCUCUCGGCCCGUGAUUGAGGAGGCCCCUCGCGCUUCGGAACCGGUUUCUUUCGCACAGCCAUUGGGCCUGGCCAUGCGGAGGGGCUACGGCGGCCUCUGGGCGCAUUCAUCCCCGGAAUGAAACCCCGAACCGCCAUCUCGGCCUCCCCUGUGCUGGUAAAGAUCUCUUUAUGCAAUGGACACUGAUCUCAGUUCCCAAGAUAGGAAGGACUUGGACAAGUUUAUCAAAUUUUUUGCCUUGAAGACUGUACAAGUGAUUGUUCAAGCCCGGCUUGGAGAAAAGAUUUGCACCCGAUCCUCAUCCUCACCAACAGGCUCUGACUGGUUCAACUUGGCAAUAAAAGAUAUACCAGAAGUUACUCAUGAAGCAAAGAAAGCCUUGGCAGGACAGCUGCCCGCUGUUGGGCGGUCCAUGUGUGUGGAAAUCUCUCUCAAAACCUCUGAGGGAGAUUCCAUGGAACUCGAAAUCUGGUGUUUAGAAAUGAAUGAAAAAUGUGAUAAAGAAAUUAAGAUUUCAUACACUGUGUAUAACAGGCUGUCUCUAUUGCUGAAAUCUUUGCUUGCUAUAACAAGGGUGACUCCUGCCUAUCGAUUAUCAAGAAAACAAGGUCAUGAAUAUGUAAUAUUGUACAGGAUAUACUUCGGAGAAGUGCAACUCAGUGGCUUGGGAGAAGGGUUUCAGACAGUCCGUGUUGGGACAGUGGGUACUCCAUUGGGCACUAUCACUUUGUCCUGUGCCUAUAGAAUCAACUUAGCCUUCAUGUCUACCAGGCAGUUUGAGAGGACCCCACCUAUCAUGGGGAUUAUCAUUGAUCACUUUGUGGACCGUCCCUACCCCAGUUCCUCACCCAUGCACCCCUGCAAUUACAGAACUGGUGAGGAAAAUGCAGCUGCAUAUCCUUCUGUGGAGGAUUCGCAAGAGGCAUGCACUACUUCUUUCUCUACUUCUCCACCAUCCCAGUGUGUGUAUACUAUCACUAAAACACAUAUUCAGAGCUCUCCUCUUGUGGUGAUGGACACCUUGAAGGGCCCCUUUUCACAUCAACUCUCCAGCUCUCGUCUUUCUUAUCAGCCUGCUGCCUUGGGAGUUGGAUCAGCUGAACUGGGCUAUCCAGUGGUCUUUGCUGGCGGCUUGAGUGCGGCACAUCCCCAGCAGUUGGUUAUUCAAGGGAAGGAUGGAGGAGUGCCCUUAAUUCCUAGCCAACCAGUGCAUGGCACUCAGGCUGACCAUGAAAGAAUGAUAACAUGCACUCCUUUGGAUGGAGGCCACUACUCUGCAGUUACUCCAUCCAGUAGUGAGGACACAGAAACGGUAUCUAACAGCAGUGAAGCAAAAAGUGGGUCCCCUCAUGACAUGUGGGAAACAAUCUUUGUCCGGAAGGUGGGAGCCUUCGUGAACAAGCCCAUUAACCAGGUGACCAUGGCCAGUCUGGACAUUCCUUUUGCUAUGUUUGCUCCUAAGAACGUUGAGCUGGAAGAUAAUGACCCCAUGGUGAAUCCUCCUGAAUCUCCAGAAGUCGAAUCUCCUCUCCAGGGCAGCCUCCACUCGGUGGGCUCCAGUGGCAGCAGCAAUGGAAACAUCCAUGAUGAUUUUGUUAUGGUAGAUUUUAAACCAGCAUUUUCUAAAGAUGACAUCCUCCCAAUGGACUUGGGAACAUUUUAUCGUGAGUUUCAGAAUCCUCCUCAGCUCAGCAGUCUUUCCAUUGACAUUGGGGCUCAAUCCAUGGCAGAAGAUCUGGACUCACUUCCAGAGAAACUGGCAGUUCAUGAGAAAAACGUCAAAGAAUUUGAUGCCUUUGUGGAGACUUUACAGUAAAGUUGAGCCCCUUCUACAACAGCAUUGAACUUCCUCUAGGAUACCUUAGAAAAUGAAGCCCAUAAACUGUGUCUCUUUCUUCAUUCAGCAUCUUGUUGUGCCCCGCCAUCCCAUUUUAGUAGGCACUAAUUGCUUUGCUCCAUCAGAUGCAGAAACAGUUAUAUUUCUUGGAAGUUGACCUUGGGAUGGAAGUGGCUCACUUUCCUCCCAGUUUGGAGUUUGUAUCUAAUACCAUGCAUUAGGAAAAAAGAAGAUCGCUCUUCCAUUCUCUCAUCUAAUCCAAGAGCUGCUUCCUGCAUCACCAAGAUUAUAAGAUCAGGUUUCUAGAGAACAUUUUUUAUUUGCAUUGGCAUUACCACCAGACAGAAUAUAUCCUGACUGAACAUAACUGUUUUUGAGCUUUGGACAGAUUCUGCUAGAAUGGACUCAAACAGCAGCUUUGCAGAGUCAGCCUUGUCUUCAAAGAGUGCAGUCAAGACAUUUGGGCAAGGGGCCAAUGUUCACCUUUAGUUCUCUAAACAAGGCAAAUAAAAUGUUGCACAUCUGCAUGUGGGAAGUAGGUAGUGAUGGACCUGUUAGAUGUAUAGUUGGGAAGCAAUCCAUAAAAGCAGAAAGAAAUGCUUUCUGUAUAUUUUCUUCCAAAACAGAGUAUGUCAAAACAAUACCUCUCCAAUGGCUCAGACAGAAUUUGUGACAUUUGGAGAUGAUUCUGUAAGAAGUUGUAAAUAAUGAGUUAGGAAUCCUAAUUCUAUAGGGUUAUUUAAUUAGGGGUCUUUAGUCCAAAGUUCUUUUCUUGAUUCCCCCACAGAUGUUGCUGCUCUAUAAUAAGAUAAACGAGAAAAAUAUUUAUUACUCUAAAGGAAACUUAUAUUUAAAGAAAAACUGUAUGUGAUGUUUUGACUUUGUUAUGCAGUCCUAUCAGCUGCUCUGUCCUUGUAUAAGAGUCCUGUACCAAACAACUCUGUUCUUUUCUCAUCCCCAACCCUGUCCCCCACAGAGUAUACAAUAACACUUAUUUUCAGAAACAGAUGUGGUUAUUCUGGGAAAGUUCUCUCUCCUGGGAAUUGACUUGGUUUCCAUUCUGCCCUGUUGGAGUCCAUGGAUGUCAUAAAUAAAAUGCACAUGUUGGUGCAGUGAAUUUCCAGGAAGUUUUUUAAAAGCUGGAUUUUGACAGGCUUAUAAAAUAAGCUCAAUGUGAUCUGCAGCUAGAAAGUAACUUAUUUGAAGAAGCACAUUUUAAAAAGGUUUGUGGUCAUUAGGUUCUGAUUUAGCUAGAGGCUUAUUUUUAUACUGAGCUAGCCAUUAAGCAGUGCAAUUAGCUGGCAUCUCUGUCUACUGCUAUCUAUUCUACAUCCUUCACCAAGUGUGGGGAAGGGAUAAGAUGAAGCAGUAUAUGCAGGAGCUCAGGGACAAACUCUUGGCACAACUUUUCCUUUUAUAAAUCAGGCUAAGGCUAUAGUCCUGUAGAAAGUCCCUUGAGAGUAAUUCUCAUUAAACACUGACGUUUCCCUUCAAGUAACUAUGCUAGGAUUUGCACUGUAGAAUGCGGAAUAAAACCCUUUCCCCCUCCCUAUUUUUGCCUGCUGUCUUAAACUUAUAACUCUAGGCCCUUUCAGUUUUGAAGGACAUCUGUGUUUUCCAGAUUAAAAUAGAUGUUAAUUCCCCAAAGUUGUAAGCUCCAUUCUUCAACAUGAAAGAAAUGUUGGGAAGAGGAUUGAGAGCAACAGUAGUUGUCUAACCAUGUAGCCUCUGGAGUUUUCUAAUCCCUGCUGUUUCAUAGGCCAUAGAUGAAGGCUCAAUUUCUUGCCUUUAUGUUUUGCAUUACUUACUCAAAUUGUGAAAGGCUUAUUAAUAUAGAUUUGAAAGUGACAUUUCAGAUUUGUAUGCACAAAUCCAGUUUCUGACUUAAAUUGCUCUGAUGUAAUUAUCUUUUGCCAUGAAUGAUAUAAUCAUCUAAAUAACCUCAAAGGCAUCUCAGUUAGUCAGUAGGAGAGAAAUAUUACAAUUCUGAGUCACAAUGUGUGCAUAAUCUAGGGCCAUAGCUCUCAGAGAGGCCAUAGCUCUCAGAGAACCUGCCAAAGCUUUUAUUCUUCCUGCCAGACUGAAAUAUGAAUACAUGUACAGUGUAUUCUAAUGUCACCAAUGAAGUGUCCAAUGCAAGUGACAAUCCUGAUGUAGAGCCAGUCUUCCUUGUUUGAACAGAUUGGCUUUAAAGCAUAAACAGCAAGAAAAAAAGCCGGUUCAGGAAAAUGGAUAAACAAAACAUCUGUCAGCUUUCAAGUUUGUUAACCACUUGCGAUUAAAUGGUUCAUGCUGUGAUGAUCAAAUUGAACUUUUCUUGCCAACUAUAUAGAGCUUAAUAAGUUGGUGGUAUGUAUUUUGUGCUCUGCAGAAGCUGGAGCACCAUCUCAAAAUAUUUAAAACAUAAUUGUUUUAUUAGUGAAAAAAAUCCCUUAUUGAAAAGCUAACUUUUUGCUCACAUAUGGUCACUUGUCCAGUACAUGAUUUCAGAGUUCUUGGUCUAGGAAUCUCUGAACUUGGAUUCUAAAUAAUCACUGCAGAAGGCCUUAAAUGUACACACAGGCCAAAACAUCUCCAGUUUCUUCCAUGGAUUUCAUUGGGUGCCCCACAAUUUCUAUACUUGUAUAUUUGUACAUCUUCCUACCUGAGUUCUUCCUUGUCACAAUACUCCUGCUCUUGAUUGUCCUCAUCUUCAUAUUGUGACAGUUAAGAGAGGACAAGCAGAAAGAUUGCUUGUGCAGUUUAAGAUGAAAAGUCACACCUACAUCUCGGGGUGGAAUUGCCAUGGUGGACUGCUGCUGGUAACAGUUUCCAAGGGAAAGAGAAAAGUAAAAAGUAGUUUCCAGUAAAACUUUUAUGUAUGUUACUAUUAUACCAGCAUUCAGCUCAAGUCCCACUGUACUUAUGCAAUCCGUUCUUCUAUCUGAAACAUCAAGACCAUUGAGUGAUACAACUGUUAUCACAAUAGCACAAUUUGAAGUCUGUUGAUUAAGAAGUAUAUGUCACUGUGCUCAGUGAUGGGUGUUCUUUUUAACUAAAGUAAUCAUGAGAUGACAAAAAAUGUUUCCAAAUAAAUAUACACACAAAUAUCAUUCAGGAGACAGAAACAAUGAUUUGGAAGAGACCACAAGGAUCAUCCAGUCCAACCCUUUCUAACAGAUGGCCAUCCAGCAUCUGCUCAAAAAACUCCAGAGAAAGGAGACUGCCAUGCUCCGAAGCGGCAGCAUAUUCCACUGCCACACAGCUCUUACUGUCAGGAAGUUCUUCCUAAUUUUAGGUAGAAUCGUAUUUUCCUGUAGUUUGAAUCCAUUGCUCCAUGCCCUAGUUUUCAGAACAGCAGCAACUCACUAGAAUUCUUUAAUGCAAACAUAAAUCUCAAACAUCUUCAGGUUAGCAAAUAACUCUGGAGAGGGUACACUCUGAACUCCACUUAUCUCCUCCCUGGGAAAAGCUGAACCUGCCCACUACCAUAACUGCUCUGACGUUUUAACAAGACUCUUACAAAGUGAAAUGCCGUCAACUAUGUUGAUGAGCAGGAAGUAGCAUUGCUGGAACCUGUAAGAGAAGUAUGAGGUAAUUUGAGAUAAUCUUCCACAAAUAUAGUAAUGUACCUGUAGAUGGAUGACCAAGAUCAAGUCCUUGGAUAAAAAUAGCUUUGCUGCUGUUUACUUAUGAUUCCUAAAAAGGAUAAGGAUUUUAAUAACCACAGAAUUUUAUAUUCCCAAAAUUACGUGGCCACAGGAUUUUUUUUUUAUUAUAUUGAACUUUACAUCAAGUUUCUCAAGUUAGAUAAUGCAUCUUCACAAAAAAAUGUUUCACUGUUCCAAGUCUUCUUUAGUAACAUUCUUCUGUAAUUAAAAAAAUAGGCAAUAUUGUAGUAACCAUAAGAUGCAGAGCUACUGCUUAAAACUCUUUGCAAACCAACAGCUGUAAAACUAAUGUACCUUGAGAUGGCUUUCCAAUUCUUUUGGUUAAUAAAACAAGACAGUUGUAUUAUU
Anolis carolinensis (green anole) is the source of this 6083-nucleotide messenger RNA. RefSeq names its product autophagy related 13 (gene atg13). The coding region runs from base 424 to 2064 and encodes 546 amino acids. Gene Ontology annotation, biological process: piecemeal microautophagy of the nucleus; mitophagy; autophagosome assembly. The transcript is spliced from 18 exons. Lineage: Eukaryota; Metazoa; Chordata; Lepidosauria; Squamata; Anolidae. Gene Ontology annotation, cellular component: phagophore assembly site; cytosol; Atg1/ULK1 kinase complex. The record is from RefSeq and is a predicted model, not a curated record.